Micropterus dolomieu (smallmouth bass) is the source of this 1839-nucleotide messenger RNA. It is a transcript of the gene l2hgdh, whose product is annotated as L-2-hydroxyglutarate dehydrogenase. Bases 129 to 1478 code for a protein of 449 amino acids. Gene Ontology annotation, molecular function: (S)-2-hydroxy-acid oxidase activity; (S)-2-hydroxyglutarate dehydrogenase activity. The transcript is spliced from 10 exons. NCBI's taxonomy places the organism in Eukaryota, Metazoa, Chordata, Actinopteri, Centrarchiformes, Centrarchidae. The record is from RefSeq and is a predicted model, not a curated record.
CUGGUUUUUCCGGAUGGGUGUAUAAUAAUAUUAAGAGUGUAGAGUCGCUGUAACAGGAGGAGGGAACACGAAACAGAUCAGCUGAACAAUGAAGAAUAAACUGUGAGGUGCUGUUAAACGUUUUGACAAUGAUCCGGACACUGAGCGGUGCGACUUUUAAGGCUGUUUUAUCAACGCAGCCCAAACUGCUGAAGGAUAUAACGUUAACGACCAGGCAGCUGCACAGCACAUAUGACGUGGCCGUGGUCGGAGGUGGUAUCGUGGGCCUUGCCACAGUCAGAGAGCUCAUUCUACGACACCCGUCGCUCAGCUUCAUCCUGCUGGAGAAAGAAAAAGAGCUCGCUUCACACCAGAGUGGCCACAACAGUGGAGUCAUUCACAGCGGGAUCUACUACACGCCGGGGUCGCUGAAGGCCCGUCUGUGUGUGCGAGGAGCCACUUUAGCCUAUGAGUACUGCGAGAAGAAAGGACUCCCUUACAAAAAAUGUGGAAAGCUCAUCGUGGCGGUGGAGCAGGAGGAGAUACCCAGACUGAAAGCUCUAUACGAACGCGGCAUGAAGAACAAUGUGCGUGACCUCAGUAUUGUCGACGCCAAGGGAAUCCGAGAGCGAGAGCCAUACUGCAGGGGUAUAAUGGCCUUGGAUUCGCCCUACACCGGCAUUGUGGACUGGAGGAUGGUGGCUCUCAGGUACGGCAAAGACUUUGAGGAGGCAGGCGGCACAGUGGUAACUGGAUCUGAGGUCAAUGACAUUUCUAUAGUCAAGGAGAGCCCAGCUGGAAGCACUGAAGGAAUGAAAUAUCCAAUCGCGGUCAGAGACAAAAAGGGUAACGAGGUGCGGUGUCGUUAUGUUUUGACCUGUGGGGGCCUGUACUCAGACCGCCUAUCACAAAUAUCUGGAUGCAGUCAGGAGCCACGGAUCGUCCCCUUCAGAGGAGAUUAUUUGGUCUUGAAACCAGAGAAACACUAUCUGGUGAAGGGAAAUAUCUACCCUGUCCCUGACCCUCGUUUCCCCUUCCUUGGCGUUCACUUCACCCCACGGAUGGAUGGAAGUGUUUGGCUCGGCCCCAACGCAGUCCUCGCCUUCAAAAGGGAGGGUUACAAAGUGUAUGACUUCAACGCCAGAGACUUUGCAGAUGCAAUCUCAUUCAGAGGCCUUCAGAAGCUGAUAAUGAGGAACGUAACAUACGGGAUUGGAGAAAUGUAUAGAGGGGUUUUUAUUGGUGCACAGGUUAAAAUCCUGCAGAAGUACAUCCCUGAACUCUCGCUGAGUGACGUGCUCAGGGGUCCUGCAGGAGUUCGUGCUCAGGCUCUCGACCGAGACGGAAACCUCGUGGACGACUUUGUGUUUGACGGCGGGCUCGGGGACGUGGGCAGUAGGGUGCUCCAUGUGCGUAAUGCUCCCUCGCCGGCGGCCACCUCCUCCCUCGCCAUUGCUGAAAUGAUAGCAGACGAGGUGGAGAGUCGCUUCAAGCUGUAGAGAAAUAUGGUGAUCGCAGAAGAGACAACCAAUAUAAUCCAUUUUAGAAGAAACUAUAAUCCAGCUUGUAGAAACUACAAUGUGUAUCAAGCUGUCACUACCUCAGCAUCACUAUCAUAAUGGAGACACUUUAUCACAGGUCAUGCCUUAAUUUAGGUGGAAAGUGACAUAUCUUUGACUUAAUGACAUUUUUAAAACGUUUUUACUAAAGUGGUGCUUUUUCAGGUUGUGGAAUAUGUUUACUGCACCACAUUUCUAGUGAAAAAUACAUUUUCUGAACUACAUUUCUGUAUGAAAAAAGUGCAAACAUAAAAUAUUUCAUAAAUAAAUAUAGCCGCAAGCGGCAAUGAUCGGAAUCCAA